Messenger RNA from Caenorhabditis sp. 36 PRJEB53466, 1342 nucleotides. The record is from the annotation of a GenBank genome assembly. NCBI's taxonomy places the organism in Eukaryota, Metazoa, Nematoda, Chromadorea, Rhabditida, Rhabditidae.
AUGAGCGUCAAAUCGGUGCUCGGCGAUCUGCAAAUCGUCGUGGAAAAGCACUCGAACGUGCUCCGGAAUAACGCUCUUCCCUUCCGAUUUCUCAUCGUUCUCCGGCUCAUUGGUGAGUUCUUUUUUCUCUUUUUUUGUGUAGGUCUCAAAAUGAAACUAAAUAUAAAAAAUAAGUUGGCCAUCGUGUCUGUUUUCAGGAUUCAUCCUCUCCUACCUUCACUUCGCACGUGUCCUCCUCUGGCUGCAUCCUUAUCAAAUCGCUUCUAUUGAGGUAUCCAGAAGAAUUUUCCAGCGAAAAUUACAAUUCCUUCCAGCUCUGGCGCCUCGGAACGGCUGCUUUCUGUGGUCACAACGUGCUCGACGUCAUCUGGACGGUCUGGUGUCUGCACAUCGGAACCAACCUCGUUCGUCUGAACAACACGAAUGAGUCUCUUCUGAAACUGUACGCCAUCACGCAAGCCAUCACGACUCUCGUGAUCGUCGUGCUCGCCUACGUCACCUACAUCCUCUUCGAUUCGAUCAAGUUGUUCUACAUCGAACCGCUCGUCGGUAUAACUCCCGUCAAUGCGGCCGUCAUGGUGCUCAUGAAACAGGUGAGAACAUUUCCCCCGAAAGGAAGUGCAAACGUUCCAUUUUUCAGUUCCUUCCCGACACAAUUGUACUCGGAACGCCGUUCGGACGUGUCAAAUACACGCAUCUUCCGUUCUUCGCCAUCUGCGUUUCUUUUAUUCUCGCUCUCACCAAAUUCGCCUACUUUGUAAGCUUAUUUUCGAAGCCAGACUCUACACAAAACACAAAAUGCUUCCAGGUAUCGUUUCUGCAAAUCGCUGUCGGAGUCCAAGUCUCGUGGACAUACCUUCGAUUCUAUAAACCGCACGAAACGGAUGAGAUUUACGGGGACGGCAGUGAGCAUUUCACUUGGGCCAGUCUCUUUCCUUCUCGAACCCAGCUCUUUUUCACUCUGAUCGGAAAAGUUUGCUUUCGAACUCUGGCCCGAUUGGGAGUCUGCAAGCGACAAGUUCGCCACGUGGACCUCAAUUCCCUUCAAUCCGUCGCCGUCGGCAUCAACUUGCCCGCCCUUGAGACCUCCGCCAAAGACUCGGAGAGAAAGAGGUAAACAUUAAAAAGAAGUGUUCAGGAAAUACAGGUGUGUUGCAGACAAAAGGCGCUGAAAGAGCUGAACGAGAGGCUGAACAAGACGAAAACGGCAGAAGUGGCGAACUACGGUAAUUGGGACGAGGACGACGAGCCGCCGACUGCAACUGCCGUCACGUCUUCUCCCGCUUCCAACGUGCAUUCUCCGCGAACUGCUGCGGAGACCGAACAGACUUCGAUGGCUUAG